UGACGCGCAGCCGUUUCGUUGAUGUUGUGUUGAAAUAAUUGUGAGGGUUGGAGGGGGUAAAGGGGGAAACGUACAUUUAACAUCUUUCGGUGUCGAGUCAAAAAAAUCGUUUUAAAAAUGGGAAACUGUCACACCGUUGGACCAAACGAGGCGCUUGUGGUUUCAGGUGGCUGCUGUGGCUCAGAUCAGAAAACUUACGUUGUGGGAGGCUGGGCUUGGGCAUGGUGGCUCAUCUCGGACAUUCAAAGAAUGUCUCUGGAGGUUAUGACCAUCCUGUGUCGCUGUGAGAAUAUCGAAACCUCGGAGGGUGUUCCCCUGGAUGUGACUGGGGUGGCCCAGGUAAAGGUGAUGACAGAAAACGAACUGCUGGGUUAUGCCUGUGAGCAGUUCCUAGGGAAAUCUGUCGUUGAGAUCAAGAGCGUCAUCCUGCAGACUCUUGAGGGUCACCUACGUGCCAUCCUUGGAACUCUAACUGUGGAGCAGAUUUACCAAGACAGGGACAAAUUUGCUUCUCUGGUCCGAGAGGUCGCGGCACCUGACGUCGGUCGAAUGGGCAUCGAGAUUCUCAGUUUCACCAUCAAGGAUGUGUAUGACAAAGUGGAGUACUUGAGCUCACUGGGCAAAACGCAGACGGCUGCAGUGCAGAGGGAUGCUGACAUUGGCGUGGCGGAGGCAGAAAGAGAUGCUGGCAUCAGGGAAGCUGAGUGUAAGAAAGAAAUGAUGGAUGUGAAGUUCCUGGCGGACACGAAAAUGGCAGAUUCCAAACGAGAGCUGGAAAUGCAGAGAGCUGCCUUCAAUCAGGAAGUCAAUACGAAGAAAGCAGAAGCUCAGCUGGCGUAUGAGCUGCAAGCAGCCAAAGAGCAGCAGAAGAUCCGUCUGGAGGAGAUUGAGGUGGAAGUGGUCCAGAGGAAGAAGCAGAUCACCAUCGAGGAGAAGGAGAUUGAUCGUACUGACAAGGAGCUCAUCGCCACUGUGAAGAGACCUGCUGAGGCUGAAGCUUACAAGAUGCAGCAGCUGGCUGAGGGCCAGAAGAUCAAGAAGGUGCUGAUAGCUCAAGCCGAGGCCGAGAAGAUCCGCUUCAUCGGUGAAGCCGAGGCCGGCUCCAUCGAAGCUGUGGGCAAGGCAGAGGCGGAGAAAAUGAGGCUGAAGGCGGAAGCCUACCUGCAGUACGGCGACGCCGCCAAGACGGCUUUGGUCCUGGAAGCACUGCCCAAGAUCGCCAGCAAGGUAGCAGCACCUUUGGCCAGGACCAAUGAGAUCGUAAUCCUGUCCGGCGAUAGCAACCGUGUGACAGGAGAGGUGAACCGUCUCUUAGCCGAGCUCCCGGUUUCUAUCAACGCCCUCACCGGCGUGGACGUGACCAAGAUCCCACUGCUACAGAAGAUGACGGGGCAGACAGCCAUCUGAUGAAAUCCCCUGUUACACCCCUGACAAACAGUAUCUGCCUCAAGCAUGACAACACUUUCUCUAGCCUCUGACCCACUUAUGCAAAACUGCCAGAAACACCAAACGAGAUUUGAGCUUUUUUUUUUUUUAUGAUUUUACUUAUGCAAAACUGCCAGAAACACCAAACAAAAUUUGAGUUUUUUUUAUUCUCCACCAAAUGAAAUGAAAAGCUGUGGCGCCCCCUUUCUUUUAUCUCCUUACCACUCAGCCCACAAUUUUGUGCUGCAGUCCACUUUAAUUCAACAACAAAAUUCUAAUUGUGCUGGAAAAGGUCACUUGAGCUGGUCACAACUGGCAGCCUUUUAUUCCCUCUUUUUCUCUUUCCCUGGAUAGUACAUCAGCUAUACUCUUAUCAUCAGCUGUUAUUCUCCUGCUCUUCAUCCACCGUGAUGGAAAUAUGGCCGACCUAUACAGAAUAUUACUACUGUACAAGGAUUGUAAAAAAAAAAAAAAAAAAAAAUAAUAGAAACACUAGUCGCUUGCCAUCACCUCGCCUGUCCUCCUCGUGACUGUCCAAUCAUCACUCAAGUGCCCAAAAUCUUUUUCGGACAGUACUUGUCAUCUAGAUCCCCCUGCUGUCAGUUUUUUUUUUUUUUUUUUUAAACUAACACAAAAAACGUUCUUGAACAUCAAGCCAUGUUGAGGAAGGGUAGCCUUUAAAAUGAACCUUGGACGCAGGCUCACCCAUCACUCGUGUAGUACAUCGCAUGGCAUGUGGUGGACGCUCAGGGCUAUUCCUGCUACUCAAAACCAAUCCCCCCCCCCCCUAACAAAUUCUUUUGUGCAAAAUAAAUGUGAGCAAACGCAUCUUUUUUUACUUUAUUAUCACAGGAAUGUUUACACAGUACAACUGUGUUGUUUUUUAACUGAUAUUAAAAAAAAAUAGUGCUUUGUUUGUUGUCAAAAUAAACCUUUUACUAACAAUAACUAACAAGUGUUGCAUGUGUAUAACCUCUUGACAAAUCCUCUGACACACUAAUUUAGUGUUUUGUAACAUCUUUAAAGUGAAGUCAAAAUAGUUUGACACCCUUUUCGUUUCUUUUUUCAAACAAAAGUGGGAAAAAUUCAUUUCUGUGCCUCCCCCCUGUUGAGAAAAGGUUUCACUGUAUGCGACAAAAGAGGUGCUGUGUCAUUAUUGUAAUCAAUCUUAAUCGCAAAUCAUUUAUCGAGCCGGCUGCUAGCUUAGAAGUGGAGUAUAUUGUUUGUAAUAUGUUUUGUACACAGUGCCUUUGUCAAAAGAAGAGGUUAUGAGUGUGCUGUGACUAUUUCAAUCCUACACGCGUAGAACUUGUAAUGAACAUUUCCGCGCUAAUACAUUACUCAUUGUUACCUGUCGAUGUGAACGUUGUACAUGCAUACCUGUCUGAUUUACUUUUGUACUUGUUCAGCUUCACGCAUUUGAUGAUUUUCGGUCGUAACCACAUACAUGGGAACACACAAAAAAAAAUUUUGCUGCAGGAUUUAGACCUAAGUGUUGCUUUUUUUUCGGGGUUGUUGUUCAUAUCAGCACUUGUUUGUAUUAUGUUUAUUAUAUGUAUUCGGUGCAAAAAUAAAAAUAAAAUUGCAGCUCUUACUCCAAGUAGAGACGAUGUGGAUGAAGACCAAACCCUUAGACCUACGCCUUAAAAACAUCCUUCAUUUGUACGUCAUAGAAGGAAAAAAAACAACUGUCUAUUAUGAGUUAGAUUUCUAUUUACGCUUCUCCUAACUCGGAUCUUUUGACAAACGUAUCCAGCAUGGCGUUUGAAGCACGUGUUCAUGUUACUCUAUGUUGUGCGCCAUCCUCUAAUAAAAUAUAUACAUACCA
Molecule: messenger RNA, 3253 nt
Organism: Syngnathus acus (greater pipefish)
Lineage: Eukaryota; Metazoa; Chordata; Actinopteri; Syngnathiformes; Syngnathidae
Product: flotillin-2a
Exons: 10
Coding region: 118-1407 (429 amino acids)
Biological process (GO): protein localization to plasma membrane; regulation of myoblast differentiation
Cellular component (GO): plasma membrane
Source: RefSeq, a predicted model, not a curated record